Molecule: messenger RNA, 1209 nt
Organism: Akanthomyces muscarius
Lineage: Eukaryota; Fungi; Ascomycota; Sordariomycetes; Hypocreales; Cordycipitaceae
Exons: 2
Coding region: 1-1209 (402 amino acids)
Molecular function (GO): O-methyltransferase activity
Source: RefSeq, a predicted model, not a curated record
AUGAACAGUAUAGUUGCAGCCAAGGCCCUUGAAGAGGCCAGAGCUCUCGUAGCAGAGCUCGAGUCCUACGAUGGCUCUGUCGAGCAGCAGCACGCACUGCUGAACCGCGCCUCGACCGUUCGCGCCGCCAUGGAGGGGCCGUACGAGAUGGCGACGCGAUGGCUCGAGAACAUGAGCAUCGGCGCCGCGAUGAACCUCGUCGUCCGCACCGGCGCCCUCGAAAAGGUUCCCUCGCACGGAAGCGUCUCCGCCGCCACGCUCGCAGCCGCAUGCGACGUGGACCAGAGCGUCAUCACCCGAGCCAUGCGCAUCCUCAUUGUCAACGGCAUCUUUGCCGAGACAAGCCGCGACGACGAGUACGCGCACAAUCCGCUCUCGGCCGCCUUUGACCCCCGCCACGGCCUGGGCGGCUUCGUCGGGGUCUGCGUGGACAUUAUGCAGGCCUGGAUCGGCUUGCCGCAGUACUGCAAGGCGCAUGGGCCGCGGGAGCUGUUUGACCCGAGAAAGACGCCCUUUGCGUUUACGGCGGGCAUGGAGGGCAAGACGUACUACGAGGUGCUGGACGUGGACCCGCCGCGGCGCGAGCUCUGGAACAUUACGAUGCAGAGCAUGGCGAGCAACUUCCCGGUCCUGGGCAUGUUUCCGUUCAAGGAGCACUUGGCUGCGAGUGACGGAGACGUGUCGGCCGAGCGGCCUGCCAUUGUUGAUGUUGGUGGCGGGAGAGGACAGGCUCUGCUGCAGAUAUUGGGCGAUGGCGAUGGAGCGGCGUUAAACGGUCGUCUCGUGCUGCAGGAUUUGGCCACGGUCAUUGACACUUUAAAACCAGAUGAUGUGCCUGGAAUCGAGACCUUGGUGUACGAUAUCUUUACGCCGCAGCCAGUACAGGGCGCCCGUAUAUACCUGAUGCGCCGCCUCCUUCACGACUUUUACGACCCGGAAACGAUUGAGAUAUUGCGAAACACGGCUUCGGCAAUGGCGCAAGACUCACGUCUUGUCAUCUGCGACAUGAUCGUGCCGGACCUUGUACAGGUGAAUGGGCGGAUGACGCUGUACUGGCUCGACUUUUCGCUCCUGACCAUUGGCGGCAAAGAGAGAUCCAAGGCCGAGUUUGAGAAUGUUUGUGAUCAGGCUGGUCUGGAGAUUGUCAAGAUUUAUCCAUCGCUUGGUGAUAAUACGGCCAUGCUGGAGACGAGAUUGAAACGCCAAUAG